Malaya genurostris is the source of this 1536-nucleotide messenger RNA. RefSeq lists its product as uncharacterized. Bases 1 to 1536 code for a protein of 511 amino acids. Gene Ontology annotation, biological process: DNA integration. Gene Ontology annotation, molecular function: nucleic acid binding. The transcript has a single exon. NCBI's taxonomy places the organism in Eukaryota, Metazoa, Arthropoda, Insecta, Diptera, Culicidae. The record is from RefSeq and is a predicted model, not a curated record.
AUGGCGUGCGUAUUUCGAUUCGCUUCAAACUGUCGGCAAAAGGUUAAAGGUCUACCGAUUCACACGUUGCGAGCAACAUGCAGACAGUUGAAAGUGCUGAAGCCUAGUAAAACCUCAACAGUUCGUAUUCCGCUGCAACAAAGCGAAUACGAGAAAGCAGAAUUGUUUCUGUUCAAAAUGGCACAGACCGAGAGCUACAUCGAUGAGUUGAAAGUGUUGACGAGGAAUAAGGAUCGUCGAAUGAACGAGUGGUUAAAGAUCGAGAAGUCUAGUCCGUUGUACAGAUUGACACCAUUAAUCAACGAGAAUGGGUUAAUUCGAAUGGAGGGCCGUGCCGAGAAUGCUGAAUUUCUAUCGUUUGAUCUGCGUUUUCCGGUGAUUUUGCCACAUGACCAUAGAAUCAUGAGGUUGAUUGUGCAGCAUUACCAUGAAAGAAGUGGUCACGGAUACCGUCAGGCGGUUAAGAACGAGCUUAAGCAGCAGUUUCAUAUUCCACAUAUCGACGCAAUUGUCCGAAAGGUAUCGUCAUCUUGCGUAUGGUGUAAGGUUCAUCGUUGUCGUCCUGAAGUCCCACGGAUGGCUCCACUACCGGUGCAAAGACUUACACCAAAUCUACGACCGUUUAGUUAUGCUGGCGUAGAUUAUUUAGGACCAUUUGACGUGACAGUUGGACGCCGCUCGGAAAAGCGUUGGAUUGCGCUGUUUACUUGCCUAGUAACUCGUGCAGUGCAUUUGGAGGUGGCCUGCGGUCUAACUACACAAUCGUGCUUAAUGGCAAUACAUCGAUUCAUUGGACGUCGAGGUUGGCCGAGAGAGUUUUUGUCCGACAACGGAACGAAUUUCCAAGGGGCAAGUAAAGAGCUUGCGAGAGCCGUUCAAGCAAUAGGAGCUGACUGCGCGGACGAACUCACAAAUGCAAGAACGAAAUGGACUUUCAAUCCGCCUUUAGCUCCUCACAUGGGAGGCGUUUGGGAGCGUCUGGUUCGUUCUGUAAAGGAAGCGCUCACUGCACUAGAUGACGGAAGAAAGUUAACGGAUGAAAUCCUGCAGACAGCGAUCGUCGAAGCGGAGGACAUGAUCAAUUCGCGUCCUCUUACAUACGUAUCGGAGCAGUCUAACGAGGCAGAGGCUCUUACCCCGAACCAUUUCUUGCGGGGAUCUUCACCAAAUCAGCCAUGUGUACAUCUUCCCCCACCUCACCCAGCCGUAGCACUUAGGGACGCCUUUCAGCGUUCCCAGCAGUUGGCUAGUCUGAUGUGGGAACGAUGGAUUAAAGAGUAUGUGCCGUCGUUAAGUCAAAGGACCAAGUGGUUCGAUGAGUCCAGAGUGCUGAAAGUCGGAGACCUGGUGUACAUCGUCGAAGGCAACAACAGAAAGUGUUGGGUCCGCGGGGUAAUCGAAGAGAUUAUACCGUCAUCAGACGGCCGAAUUCGACAAGCGUGGGUACGCACCAACAGUGGGCGGUACAAGCGAGCAACAGUGAAGCUGGCCGUGAUGGAGAUUGGUAACUCUACGCUGGAUGUAACAUCCGGAUAG